Messenger RNA from Lepus europaeus (European hare), 2673 nucleotides. RefSeq names its product LRRN4 C-terminal like (gene LRRN4CL). The record is from RefSeq and is a predicted model, not a curated record. Bases 695 to 1408 code for a protein of 237 amino acids. The transcript has 2 exons. Gene Ontology annotation, molecular function: protein binding. Lineage: Eukaryota; Metazoa; Chordata; Mammalia; Lagomorpha; Leporidae.
UUUAACCACAGCUGUUUCCAUUCAUAAGCCUAGGAAAUCCAAGGAGAGGAAACCUACUCUGACCCCUAGCAGCUUUCCCACUCCAUCCAUGUGACUCCCUCAGGGGAGGGGACCGUGCAGGGCGGGUCUGCAGAGCAAGAAUACAUCACUCUGGCUCUGCACCCCUCCCUCCCUCUGUCCAUUGGGAGGCAGAAGACAGGAAAUGACUGCCAGGGAUGUGGUAGGAUUUUUACUGAAACAGCAGCGUUGUGUGGCUCUGGCCCCAUGCUGCCCACAGCUGUUUUCCUCUCCUGCGGACCAGGUGGCCGUCUCUGCUCCGCCGUGUUCUCCUCCCAUCCCUUCACAUGACUCCAGCUUUUGGAUUCCCUGCUCCUGGCUGCUGUCCACAUUCCACUCGUCUUUCAGAACCCAGGCGUCCUGGCCUCCAGCUCAAACCGCUGCGUGUGCUUCCCCCAUCCCUGGCCCCAUGACUCAGGCCUUCUGAAGGGACCAGCCCUCUUCUUGGCACUUGCAGGGGAGAGAGAGGGGUGGGGGCUAGUUGGUGACAUCAUAAUUGAAGGGUUUAAAAGCUUUAGCCAAAACAGAAUUGAAGAUACAACUUGACAGCGUGCCCUGAUCCUGGUGACCCUUCGACACCAUCCCACAGACGUCCGCUGGCAGAUCGCAGCUGCGCCAAGGCGAACGCACUGACGCCAUGCUGGGCUCGCCCUGCUUUCCGUGGCUUCUCGUCAUGACCUUCCUGGUUCCCAGAGCUCAGUUCUUGGCCCCUCAAGACUCUGAAGAGGAGGGAGAAGAUCAGCCGUCUUUGCCACCCUCACGGGCUGUCUACUGCGACUAUGACCGCUGCCGCCACCUGCAGGUGCCUUGCCAGGAGCUGCAGAAGGCCGGGCCGGUGCCCUGUCUGUGCCCUGGGCUCUCCAGCCCUGACCAGCAGCCCGAGCCACCGCGCCUGGGAGAAGUGCACGUUGUGGCUGAGGAGGGCCGUGCCCUGGUCCACUGGUGUGCACCCUCCUCCCCGGUCCGCCAGUACUGGCUGCUGCUUUGGGAAGGCAGUGGAGAUCCACGGAGGGGACCCAGCCUCAACGCCACAGUCCGCAGAGCAGAACUUGAAGGCCUGAAGCCCGGGGCCACUUACACUGUUUGUGUGGUGGCAUCUAAUGAGGCCGGGGAGAGCCUCAUACCCCGGGAAGGUGGGGAGGAGUCUGAACAAGUGGCCGUCCCUGCUUUCGGGCCCUGCGGCCGGAUCACCGUGCCACCUAGACCUGCUACCCUGGUCCACGUGGCCCUGGGGGUGGGCACGGCCCUGGCCCUGCUGAGCUGUUUUGCACUGGUCUGGCAUUUCUGCUUGCGUGACCGCUGGGGCUGCCCGCGCCGUGGGGCCACCGCCCGAGCCUCAGGGGCGCUGUGAGUGAGGGGUCAGGGGGAUGGCUCCACACAGCCCAGGGCUUCCUGGAACACCGGCCGCACCCUGGAGGAGUUGUGGCUCCACGCCCGGGCGCCUGGGCUACAUCUGUCUCAGUUCUCUGGGCCGGGAUCUUGUUUAGGUCCUGGCUUGUGACUCUGCAGCUGGCGCAAGUUAGGAAGGAGUAGCAGAGAAUCUGCAGAUUUUUUUCUUAAAGGAUCAGAUAAUGAGUGCUCUUCAGGGGCGGCUGUUUGGCCCAGUCAUUAAGACUCAGGACACUGGCGUCCCAUAUCCCAAGCGCCUGGUUCUGGCUAUGCCCUGCUUACCAUCCAGCUUCCUGCUACUGUACCUGGGAGGCAGCAGGUGAUGGCUCCAGUGCUGGGGAGACGGAUGUAGUUCCAGGCUCCUGGCUUUGGCCUGCCCCAGUCCUGGCUGUUGCCGGUGUUUGGUGAGCAAACUAAUAGAAGGUUCUCUGUCUUCCUCUUUCUUUGUUGCUCUGGCUUUCAAGCAGAUGAAAAGAAACAUUUAAAAUAUUCAUUUUAAAAAUGUGAAAACUGUUCUAAGCUCCUGGACCUUACACAUGAGGCACAGUCCUGUAGUGAGCAGGACCCUGCCAUCACCCUGCGAUGGCCCUGCCACUCUGUGUGGCUUCAGUGGAAUUUUGAGAAUAAGCUGCUGCAUUCUCAAAAGAAGAUGCAUAUGAGUUUGGGGCCAGCACCAGAAACAAUCCCCUUCUUCCAUUAUCUUUUAUUUGAGCACUGAUCAGAGGCCAUGGGUCUCUGAGAAGGGCAGAAAAAUUGGCUCACGUUGGGUGCAGAAGAGAGGGGAAGCCCAAGAUGCUCUCUAGCACAGGUCAGCUGUGUUCCUGUGCUUAAAACAAAAAGUGAGGGCCAGCGUUGCGCAGCAGUGAGUAAAGCCUCUGCCUGCAACACCUACAUCCCAUACGGUUGCUGGUUCAAGUCCCAGCUGCUCUGCUUCCAAACCAGCUCCCUGCUAAUGCACCUGGGAAAGUGGCCCCUGCCCAACCCACUUGGGAGAUGCAGAAGAAUCCCCUGGAUCCUGGCUUCAGCCAGUGGACCAGCCUCAGCUGUUGUGGCCUUUUAGGGAGUGAACCAACAGAUGGAAAAAUCUCUGUCUUUUCCUCUGUCUCUGUUGCUCUGCCUUUCAAAUAAAUAAAUAAUUAAAAAAAAAAAACUGUAACAUUAAAGAAUUUCUCCCCUCUGUUUGUAUGUAAUGUAUAUCUACUAGUAACAACAUUAAAAGAAAUUUAG